CUGGUCAGUCUAGAAAAAAGUGCGAAACGAUGAACAGUGCUGAAUGCAAGCGUCUUUCAUUCGAGUAAAAACAUAGAUGGAAGUGUGUCUUCUAUGUUAGAGCAGCUGGCAGACACGUCGGAACUGUAGCAUACUGUAAUUAUUAACUUGAAGCUUGCUGCUGCUAGCCUUGUGGAGUUAUGUUUUAUUGUGAUUUUGUGAAAUGUGUUCAUAUGUGUUUUCAUUUUAAUGAUUUGAGAUUGAAGUGUACCGCUACAAUAGCAACUGUUACAAAAAAAUAUCGUGCAUAGAUUGGUCACCUACUUCAGUAGUACGUUGGUUCAUUCUUGCUGCGCAAGUGAAAUAUGUGUGAAUUGUUCAGUUGAAUCCUAUCGCCUGAAGGGCAGCUCCUACUAUGAAGUACGAUGAUGUAGGGUGUUUGAAAAAAUGUUGUAUUUGAUCAGAAAACCCUAAAACAGAUCAAUUUUGCUGUGCUGUAUUUGAUUGUGUUUGUGAAUCACAACGCGUGGAGCAUCCAUUCGAUAGUGUUUGUGUCGCAAGUGUACAAUAGUCAUAAUAAGAAAAAGAAGAAGCAAACAUGACGGCAUAGAUGGUUACUGCACAACUGAAGCAAAUACAAUUUUGAAGUAAACCUGGUUGUUGAUUAGUAGUGCCCAAGUUAUACAAAAAAAAACAAAAUGCAGCAGAGGGAAGUUACAGAUUAUGUAACAGUAAAUAAUCAAAACUGGUCUGCACAGAAAAUACCAGUCUACACCGGCAAGGGAGGCAUUAAAUAUUGUGUCUCAUGCAGAAAUGCUAUAAACGACGAAAGCAAUAGGAAAUUAACCAAAUGGACGAAACCAACCUGUGAAUCCGGAGUUAAACCCCAACUUGCUGCAAUAGAUUUAUUCAAAAUCCUUGCUCGAUUUGCUGGAAGGCGACAAAUCAACCAUCAAAAGCUUCUCAUGUUCAACAGUAGGACUGUCUCUGUUUUGGCAAUAUUUCUAGUUUUUAGUUCAGCAUUACAAAUGACAGAUGGUUGUUCGAGCAGAACAACACCGAAGCCCAGACCACCGAGUUCAACUCCUAGACCAAAUAUUACAUUCCAUACCUACAAAUGUCCGCCAGCUUAUGCCGCAUGGUAUUGCCUUAACGAUGCCACAUGCUUCACGGUGAAAAUAGGAGAUUCGUUACUAUACAAUUGCGAGUGUGCUGACGGAUACAUGGGACCAAGAUGUGAAUACAAAGAUUUGGAUGGCUCUUAUCUACCAACUCGACCAAGAAUCAUGCUGGAAACGGCAAGCAUAGCAAGUGGAGCUAUCGGGUCUUUAGUACUAAUUAUGAUAGGUUGGUGUUGUUGGUGCGUUAGAAGACAUCAGCGGCAUAAAAGACUUGAAAAGGAAAAUGGUGUGGAUACAGUUGACGCUCCUGGUGUAUUGCAUGUUGUGCAUAGUCAGCAGGUAAUUCGUCCUUUUGGAGCACAUCACCUAAAGACUAUUCCGAUGAGUGAAGCACUGAAGCGAUAAGAAAAAACGAACGACCUCAUAAAUUAUUGGCCUGAAUCUGGGCGACGUAGUGAGCAAUGCCUAAAAUAUUUAGAAGCAAAAGCAAAAUAAAAUAGUACCAACGAAAACUACGCAUUACCCAACAUGUAUGCGUGCCAGUAGAAGAUUUAAUACAGAAACUGUUUAUUUUUAAGCAAACAGAACACAAAACAUAUAUAAAUUAUCGAACCAAAACGGACACUAAACACGAAUACUAACCUACGAAUAUUAUGACAAAUGUGGUUGGAAGGACAAAUCAAAAGUAGACUUACUUACAAUUUGCUUUGAUGGAUUGGAAUAAACUUUUCUGUAUUCCUGUGAAAUGCUCACAACCCGUAUUUCAUGGGCAUUUUCAUAAAAUUAUUCAGACACUUGGUACGGUAGACUCUGUAUAUAAUUACAUUCAAAAGUAGUUGGACAUAAACAAACAGCUUAAUGUGAACAGGUCGAACACAAAAUAGGUUCAUAUAGCAAUACAGCCAGGUGCAUUUUGCAUUGAAAGUCAGCACCGCUUAAUUUCAAAAUUUGAAAUAUCAAACAUAAAAACCAAGACUAAAUUACGCAAUGAUGCUGAAGCAUUUCAUGCCUUGAAUAUUCAUAAAAACAUGUGCUUUAUGAUUGUUACACCUUUUACCAUAGAAAUUACAACACAAUUCAUCGAAUGCACAACAUUUGCUAUCGAAUCGAAAGCGAGUACCGUCGGCAUCUCAGUAGCAAUAUAAUGCAUGUUAAAUACACAACACAAGAAUUAUUCAAAUUCCAAAGCAUUAAGAGUAGGAAACGUUGUGGUGUGGAGUGUUAUGCAGGAAUAACAAUUAACAUAAUGUUUAAAAUUUGGAUUACUAUAAAUAAAACGCCUUUUUCUAACUUAUUCGUGUAAACUAUAAUUAAAUUUACAUGCCACAAAGUUCCUCCAAUGCUAUGAACCAUUAUUGAAGUAGAGACUUGCCACGUAACACCCAGCGCAGGAUAGAAGAGAACAAGCAGUAUUUUAUCAUUCAAAAUGGUGCCAUUUUGGACAUUUUGACGUGAAAAUUUCUAUUUAAUUUUCUAUUUCAUCAUAAUUAUACGCAGGUAGAAAAAAAAAAUAAAUACAUCACAGUCGGCACCUACAUUCGUAUAAUAAUUGUAUUAUAUAAUCUUCUAUAAUCUGUACUGUAUUUUGCAUAUUAAUGGCAAUGUCGAUUAUUCUGUUAUUUUUAAAUCUUUAAUAUUUAUUUUAAAACGUAUUAUUUAUUUUAAGUCGUACUAAUGCUUCAUCCAGCUUUUGCAUCUAAAUUACUCUAUUUAGAUUCAGGUGGCAAACCAUCUGAGGUUGAUUUUUUAUUUUAGACAUAUUUUACGUUAAAUCAUGUUACAAUUAAAACAGCGAAGAAACCGUCGAAAAUCUGGAAAAUCACAUGCAAUUAGGAAAAUUUUCAAGCCGUUUGCCGGUUAUCUAUUGGGUUGUUUUGUGUUGCUUCAGGAUUGAUAAAAGAUGUAAAUUUGAAGUCUGCUGUUCAAACUUUAUUUGAAUUGUUAGUCCCUUUGAUCUUAGGAUUUGAAGACUGGAAGACAGAAACGUAUGACAGCCUGCUUUAUAUUCCGUUAAAUAAAUAAAUUUAACGAACUUACAUAUUUAUUUUUGUAUAACUAAACAUAUGCAGUUUAACGUUAAAUUUGAGCAAAUAAAUAUAAGAAAUCAAUUGGAAUCGAACAUCCUCCAACUAUGUGAUGAAUUAGAUAAUCGAUGGCGUAAAGACAAAGCAAUUGACAUUUUUACGGUCAUGUAAAGUCGAACAUGUGCAUUAUAAAUGCUUUCGUUUGGGAUAUCGAAAUCCUGAUCCAUUUUUAAGAGAACAACAUACAUCAUUUAACCAUAUGAAAUUGUGCCGAAAAAAAAAUAAUACGGCCUUGAUUUUAAAAUAUACCGUUGUCUAUACUUAUAAAAUCACAGCAUUACACUUAUACUGAUUUUUCAUUACAUUGAAAAAAUUGCAAAUGUGUUGAGUAUUUUUAUUAAUAUAUUCGAUUAGGUCUUAAUAUUUUUCUGAUAAAUUUAAAAAUAUCAAAAAAACGCCAAAUCACAUUUUUUAUCAAAUUUAAACAUUGUUGAACUGUGUAUGAUAACUUCGUUUAAUUACUUUUUUUGGUGUUCUUCGCUUUGCAUCCACCUUAUUGAAUGAAAUAAGUACUUGUUGAAAGAUAAUAAUGAAAGCCAAUGAUGAAAACUAAUCGGAGACGGCAUAAUGGCGUAACAUUUGUGUAUUACUCAGAAAAAUAGGUAUAAUAGUGCGCUUAUUUUACAAAAGCAAUAAUUGAUGAAGUUGGAACGCAUUAGGAGGAACGAACAAAGAUUGGAAUUUUGGAUUCGCUUUGUGAGGACAUCUCACGUUCACAUGGCGCAUGGUGUGAGUAAAAACUGAAGGAUUACAAUAAAUGUGCCUU
This is a messenger RNA of Anopheles coustani, 3950 nucleotides long. RefSeq lists its product as uncharacterized. Gene Ontology annotation, molecular function: receptor ligand activity; epidermal growth factor receptor binding. The record is from RefSeq and is a predicted model, not a curated record. Bases 678 to 1505 code for a protein of 275 amino acids. NCBI's taxonomy places the organism in Eukaryota, Metazoa, Arthropoda, Insecta, Diptera, Culicidae. Gene Ontology annotation, biological process: epidermal growth factor receptor signaling pathway. The transcript has 5 exons.